CUUGGCAUUGGAAAUUUGAUUACCAUGCGUCCAGGAAACCAUGGCCAGCUCCUCCUCCUCCGGUUUGGCCGCUGCGCUUUCCGGCUCCCGCGCGGCGCGCGCGCCCCCAGCCCCGCGCCCCGCCAUGCCCAACAUCGUGCUCUUCAGCGGCAGCUCCCACCAGGACCUGUCCCAGCGCGUGGCCGACCGGCUGGGCCUGGAGCUCGGCAAGGUGGUCACCAAGAAGUUCAGCAACCAGGAGACCAGCGUGGAGAUCGGCGAGAGCGUGAGGGGCGAGGACGUGUACAUCCUGCAGAGCGGCUGCGGGGCCAUCAACGACCACCUGAUGGAGCUCCUCAUCAUGAUCAACGCCUGCAAGAUCGCCUCGUCCGCCAGGGUGACGGCGGUCAUCCCCUGUUUCCCCUACGCCCGGCAAGACAAGAAGGACAAGAGCCGCGCCCCGAUUUCGGCAAAACUGGUGGCCAACAUGCUGUCGGUGGCCGGGGCGGAUCACAUCAUCACCAUGGACCUGCACGCCUCUCAGAUUCAGGGGUUCUUCGACAUCCCCGUGGAUAACCUGUACGCGGAACCGGCGGUGGUGCAGUGGAUCCGGGAGAACAUCGCCGAGUGGAAGCGCUGCAUCAUCGUCUCCCCCGACGCGGGCGGAGCCAAGAGGGCCACGUCCAUCGCGGACCGGCUCAACGUGGGCUUCGCGCUCAUCCACAAGGAGAGGAAGAGGGCGAACGAGGUGGACCGCAUGGUGCUGGUGGGGGACGUGAAGGGCCGCGUGGCGCUCCUCGUGGACGACAUGGCCGACACGUGUGGCGCCGUCUGCCACGCCGCCGACAGGCUGCUCUCGGCCGGGGCCACGCGCGUCUACGCCCUCCUCACGCACGGCGUCUUCUCGGGGCCGGCGAUUUCCAGAAUCAACAGCGCCGCCUUUGAGGCCGUGGUGGUGACGAACACGAUUCCGCAGGAGGACAAGAUGGAGCGCUGCUCCAAGAUCCAGGUUGUCGAUAUCUCGAUGAUUUUGGCAGAAGCGAUCCGGAGGACACACAACGGUGAAUCGGUGUCUUACCUGUUUAGCCACGUCCCGCUGUAACGCCGGAAUGGGAAGUGUCCAGCCAGCCCUGCUCUUGGGCUUUGUCUGUUUUUUAACUUUAGGAAUCAACAGUGCUAAAUCUGUAUCAGUUCUUUGCAUAUUCUGAGAUUCAGUCCACCCCCCCCCACCCCCUUAAAGUUUGACACCGUUUAUUUACAGGAUUUUUGGGGGGGUGGGAGGGUGAGGAGAAUGUGAGUUAUUUGCUUUUUAAAUGAACGCUCUUAAAUGAGAAAUGUUUGUGUUCUCUUGACUUAUUCUGGCAGGUGACCCUUUUCUUUGUUCUUUCAGUAUAUAAUUGUAUUGUGGCAAUUCCUAGUUUGUAGAUUUCAGGGGUUCCCAGAGAUGAUUUCUGAUUAAAGCCUCGUAUGUAUUAUAUGAUGAUAACACCUGUGGGGACAUUUGGAGUAAAACUCAGUGUAGAAUUAACCCUUUACUUUUGAGAGAACCUUGGAAAAUUUAUAAUUCUUUGAGUUUUGUUGUUUUUUUUUUAAAUUAGUAACCAGGGUUCAAAUAAACUACCUUGGUUAUUAUGCUUAAUUUGAAGAAAAUUACAUUUAGUUGAA
This is a messenger RNA of Choloepus didactylus (southern two-toed sloth), 1644 nucleotides long. Its product is annotated as ribose-phosphate pyrophosphokinase 2-like. Gene Ontology annotation, biological process: 5-phosphoribose 1-diphosphate biosynthetic process; ribonucleoside monophosphate biosynthetic process; purine nucleotide biosynthetic process. NCBI's taxonomy places the organism in Eukaryota, Metazoa, Chordata, Mammalia, Pilosa, Megalonychidae. The record is from RefSeq and is a predicted model, not a curated record. The transcript has 2 exons. Gene Ontology annotation, cellular component: cytoplasm; ribose phosphate diphosphokinase complex. Gene Ontology annotation, molecular function: magnesium ion binding; ribose phosphate diphosphokinase activity. The coding region runs from base 41 to 1081 and encodes 346 amino acids.